AUGCUUUUCUUCCAGCCGUGCAAGAGACUGCGAAAGGACGACGAGCCUCCCAGCAAAUCUAUCAAAAAUUAUUUUUCCCCCGUCUCCAAAAGCAUAGAGAAGGUUCUGUCCUCCCCCAGAUCCAGCAACAUCGCUGACUACUUCAUUAAAAACUCCCCAAUUCUAGACAAGGAGCGUGCCGCCAGCAGCCCGGACCGCGGCCCUCGCCCCACCAAGAACGGCCAGCUGCCCACAACUCCACUUAGUGCCUCCGGCAGAGCCUCGGGCAGGCUCACCAAGCAAGUGAAGAGGACCAGAUUGAUCAAGAGACUUGGCGAGGCCGAGCCUGAUGAGGGGAGUCCCAGUCCUCCUGCCGCAGAGUUCUCUGGAAAUACUGGAUUUAUGGGAAGUGACACGGCUGCUUUACUGGCAGAGAUCUGCAGCAGGGCCGAAGAUCUAGAUGAUGACGAAGGGCCUAAACCUCCAGCCAAGCCAAGCCACCGAGCAACCAAAACAGGGCUGAGAAAAAGAAAGCAAGUGACCCCCAAUGGACCUCCUAUAGACCUGACUAAGCCAGCAGGUGAGCCUGUGGAUCUCCAACCAUCGCUGCCCUGUAAUAGUGUUCUGUCCGAUAGUAAGAGUACAGCGAGCGACUCAAGCCUUGAGGUCCACGUUGACCAUGCGUCUCGAAGUCUUCUAACUAUAUCAUAUGAAGAUUUCCUCAAAAGCCAAGCAGAAGAAGAAGACGACGACUCUGUAGCCUCAGGAUCUGCUUCCCACGGAGCCUCUCUAGACAAUCCAGCUUUACUAAAUACCUCCAGUGACCCGGAGCCCGGCCAGCAGCCUUCCCCUAAAACUGUGACCUUUCAGGCGCAAGUCCACUUGUCUCCUCAGCUGCUGGGUUCCUGCUCGCCUACCAGAGCUCCAGCAAGGAUGGCUUCCAUAUUCUGCAAGAAGAAGCUCGGGGAAGCAGAAAGGAAAGGUGAUGGGGCUGUCUCUGGAAGUCCCAAAGGCGACCACGUGGUGGUCCAGAAAAGAAGAUCCAACGUGGUUAUAGAGGAAGAGGAUCUGGAAUUGGCAGUCAUUGAUGUGGAGACAAUCGAACCGAUGAAACCAAAGUCUACGGCUGCGGAAAGACAGCAUUUCAUGAAAGCUUUCCGGCAAGCUGGCGAGACGCCAAAAAACGCGGCAAAGAAGUCUGACGGGAAAAAGAAAGAUGUUGACAGUGCCGAAGGGACUGACGGCCACAAUAAUCAGGAAGGUGGAGAUGAGGCGCCAGACAACGAUGAGGAGGACAAUCCAGCUGAGGAGGAGCCAGUGAAGGCUCCGAAAACAAAGCGGCUGCUAAAGAAAACCAAAAAUGUAGAUUCAGAAGCUGAGAGAAGAGCCAAGCCCCAACCUCAAUCACACGAGGCAGCCGAGCCACCACAGCAGAGUCCACCUCUUAGGAGAAGCGUGCGGAGACAGAGGUCUGACACUACCUCCAGAUCACCAUUACGGACUGCGUCUGAAAGCCCCCUACUAAUGUCAACCCCGAAAGUGACAACUCCCAGCCACAAUAGUGACCUCUACAAGGCCGAAGUGCUGACUGUACCCUCUGAAACAGAGUCCCCCAUCAGGAUGAGGUUCACGCGAAUCAAUAGGAGGAUUAUCGGCAGACAGAGUGUCACCUUCUCUGACGACGAGGCCUUCACACCGGGCCGUAAGAAGGUUUCUAGCAACUCCAAAAAGAUGAACAAAGCGAAGCAGAUCCUGGAGAAAGCCAAAGCCAUUCAGCAUUAUCGGAUAGAAGUGACAUUUCGGGACGGGAACACCUGGACAGGGAGCCGCAGUAGAGGGAUGCAAGAGCCACAUGCGGCUCCGGAGCCACAGGUUGCUGACCCCUUGGUCUCACAGGACGUUGUAGAUGUGGAAAUUCUUCUGUUUUUCCUGCAGGAACGUAUCACCAUCAAUGACACCAGUAAGACCCCCAUCAGCCAGCCCAACGAGAAGAAGACAAAUCUCCGCAGCUUACACGAUGUUCUGGGGAAGAAAAAGAAGACGAAAGGCUCAGCUUCAGGUGAAUCCACUUCCUUCGUAAAGAAGAAAGCUCCUAAGUGUGCUAUCAUCACAAUUGAUGACGGCUCUGAAGUCUCCGAGAAUUCGCAGGAUGGUGAACAGUUCAAAGCCAAGAGGGAAUUUCUCAUGAGUGGUUUACCGGAUUCCUUGAAGCGCCACAUAGCCAAAGAGGCGGCCCUGAGUGAGGCCUACGCCCUGUCCAGCCUGUCCUUCCAUAGCGUGGUUCAUGUGCAGCAGAAGGAUGGAUGUGAGAAGUGGAAUCUGGUCAUGCCCCGCUGUCCCAUGCUGACAAAACUCGCGCCAGCCUCUGUCAACGUCUCAGACGUUACCUCGUUCACAUUGUCUCCUGGGGAGUUCACCUCCCGCUCUGUAACGCUCGCUCUCCAGCAGCGUCCCGACAUGGUGACCAGGAGAGCCGCGUUUUCAGAAGCCAUCAGAAACUGCCUCCUGGAAGAGAUUAGGCGCUCCAACCCUCAGUUCCCAGUGAGAAGGUUCUUCACCCAGCUCCUGAAGAAGCAGAAUGAUCACCUGGCACUACAAGACACCACUAAACCUGGUGUGUACCCUGUGGACACGGGAGAUUCCCGCAUUGUGGGGUCAUUGCCGCCGCAAGAUUACAAACCUGAGUAUUUCCCUUUCUACUUCUCAGGUGGGCAUCAGGCGGACAAAGGUCUGGUCGUAGAAGAGGCUGAGACUGGGGCAAAGCGUAAGAGGAAGGACUCUCCAGUCCUGAAAUCUAAGAGGAAGAAGAGCACCCCCAGUAAGCACGAGCUAGAUCGAGAGUCGGCCGGGAAAGCCAAGAAGGGACGGCUGUCCAGAGGCUCUCUGAGGAGAAGUGUUUCUUCUACAGAUCCCGAGGUCAUCGUCAUUGAGGAGGAGGCGACACCUGAGCCCGAUGCAGAAGGUCUGGUGUUGGAGGACGUUCUAUGGACAGAGAAGUACCAGCCGCAGAGUACCAGUGAGCUGAUAGGAAAUUCCGUUGCCAUCAGGAGACUGCACAGCUGGCUGAGGGAUUGGAAAACCCGAGCAGAGAAGGAGGAGAAGAGGAGUCAGAUGCAGAAGAUAGAAAAAGAUAAGAAUGACACCUGGGACGCGGAUGACUUCAAUGACGAGGACAGCGAUGAAGAUUCCUUGUGUAACACCAUGCUUAUUACUGGACCUCCGGGUGUGGGGAAGACGGCAGCGGUCUACGCCUCUGCUCAGGAGCUCGGUUUUAAGGUAUUCGAAGUUAAUGCCUCGUGUCAGCGCAGCGGCAGGCAGAUCUUGGCUCAGCUCAAGGAAGCCACGCAGUCUCACCAGGUGGACCAGCAGGGCGUCAAUGCACACAAGCCAUGCUUCUUCAGCAGCUACAGCUUGGGCAAAUCUCCCAGGAAAGUGCACUCUCCCAAGGCCGUGGUGUCCUCUCCCAGGAAGCCUCCAAUGUCACCCCGGGGAGGCAAGAAAGGCCUGGCCCCCAAGUCGCUGGCAAACUUCUUCAAAGCGGCACCAAAGCAGAGAGCUGCACCAGACCAAGGCAAAGGUAUUUAGUGUCCAUCCCCAGAUACGUUGUGUAUGCGUCUGAAUACGGGUCAAUGUGUGUCUGAAGAGAAAAGUACGGAGGAGACCCAGCGGAAGAGUGCCACCUCCCUCAUUCUCUUUGAGGAGGUUGAUGUCAUAUUUGAUGAGGAUUCUGGAUUCUUAAGUGCAAUCAAGACUUUUAUGAGCACAGCGAAGAGGCCGGUCAUCCUGACGACCAGCGACGCGAUGUUCGGAAUGAUGUUUGAUGGUGUCUUUGAGGAGAUCACUUUCCACACACCCUCUGUGGUGAAUGUGGCCAGCUAUCUGCAGGUUCUUUGUCUGGCUGAGAAUCUCAGGACGGACACCAAGGACUUGAUGACAUUUCUAACAGCCAACACUUGUGACAUCAGACAAAGCGUGCUUCAGCUGCAGUUCUGGGCUCGUAGCGGAGGAGGAGGACUGAGAGAGAAGGAGCUGCCGCCUCCUGUUGAGGAUGCUGGGAAAAGCUGUAAUAAGGCCGCAUCACAAAUACAUCCCAAAGAGCUUCCAGGCUGUAACUUUGGCUGUACAGAAAACUCGAUGGGACUCAGUAAUGUAAUACUUCCAACAGAAGGCCUGAUCCCAUUUGUGAAGGGUGAUGACAUGUACAAUGAUGGGGGUAUCCGUGUCUGUCAUACUCCCCUGGGUGAUGCCAUGUACAAUGAUGGGAGUAUCAGUGUCUGUCCUAUUCUCCUGGGUGAUGUCAUGUACAAUGAUGGGAGUGGUGCAAUCUCCAAACCUGGGGAGCUGGGUAGCAUACUGCAACUUUUAUCAGAGUUCCAAUCAAGAAACAAGGACUUCAUAUCCACCAAUCUAGAAUGCCUGCUACCAUUACCUCUGUGUGUUAAAGAAUCUCAAGUCUCCGCCCCUUGCGCUGAGGCAGUAGAACAAGCUCCACCCAAUGAGGAUGAUGAGGUGAAGAUGUCGGCGCAGAUGAAGCGCAGGAAGAAGCUGGUGCUGCUCAAUGACAGUGACUUGUUUGAUAGCAGCUCCUGUUCUCUGGAUCAGACGAUGAUUGCUGAACCCGCAGAUGAGAUCUCCUCCAAUGGGAAUGAAGAGUCUGGCAACGCCGUCUCCCAUAACGCACCUCUCCGGAGGAAGCUGACUGCUGCGGAGCUGACCUCCUCCUGUCUGGUCUACACUUGCCUGGACUCCCUGGCUACCUUGGCUGACAACCUGUCCUAUGUGGACUGCUGUACGUGUGAGGCUGCUGACCAGGCGGGUGGCUGCAAUGGGAACUGGACUGAGAGCAGACUGAGGCACGGCCUGUGUGAUAGCCUGAGGAUAGAGACUGGUGAUGCCGUGAUUGCACAGAGUGCCGGGGAGAUCAGGGCGCACAUAGAGGGACUUGCUUUACACAAGUGUUCCUCUGACCUCACUACCGCUAUGGACACUUCACUGGAGCAGUGCAAACGGGCCGGACAUGACCCAACGGGAGAGCUCACCCUGCAUGUGUCUAAAUCCCGGGAGGAGGUGUACUUCGGUCACCCCUCCUCCACCGCAAGCACUGCGGAGAGCAGGCUAUCCACUGUGAGGACCAUUUUAUCAAACCGAGCGUUCAUCGCACUGGGCAACAGACAAGUCAAUGUGACCGAAUAUCUUCCAGCCCUGCGCAGCAUUUGUCGGAUCGAGAAGGCGAAGGAGGAAGGGAAGACAAAGCGCAGGUUUCUUCAUUAUUUGGAGGGAAUCCACCUCGAGUUACCGAAGACGACGCUGAACAGUCUGGCGGCAGAUUUCCCAUAAUCCUCAGCUGCACUGUGUGCAGGAACGAUGUGGGUUGUA
This is a messenger RNA of Nanorana parkeri, 5355 nucleotides long. RefSeq names its product ATPase family, AAA domain containing 5 (gene ATAD5). Lineage: Eukaryota; Metazoa; Chordata; Amphibia; Anura; Dicroglossidae. Gene Ontology annotation, cellular component: nucleus. Gene Ontology annotation, molecular function: ATP hydrolysis activity; DNA clamp unloader activity; DNA binding. The transcript has 22 exons. The record is from RefSeq and is a predicted model, not a curated record.